UGAAAACAAUUAUCGAUACCGAUUGGAGCUGUCAUCAAGUUGCAACCCUAUAGAGACGCCGGGACUUCUUGGUGUAAAGAAAAAACGAAAAAGGGCUGUCUUUUUAAUCGCCGCAAAGAAUCCCGAAAAACGUGAAUUUACCACCGAAAACGGAGCUCCGGCUGAAAGACCUACGUGUACCGCAGGAAAACGAGGAACACCACGAACAAAGAUGUCGGACAUCUCCAGCGAGGACCUGCGUCGUGAAAUUCAGGCGGUGCUGAAGGACGCCGAUUUGGCCACCAUUUCGGCAAAGAGGGUGCGCGAGCAGGUGGAGGGGAAGCUAAACUGCUCCCUGCUGAGCCGCAAGAAGGAGUUUGACAAGAUCGUGAUGGAGGUGAUUAACGAGCAGCAGGACGAGGAGGAUGAGGACGAUGACGACGGCAAGGAUCCCGAUGCCGAUCCCGACGAUGAGAGCGAGCCCAGCGAGGAGGAGGACCCCAGCAGCAGCGAGGAAGAGGCCCAGAAGAAGAAGAAGCCGGGCCCCAAGAAGAGGCCACAGCCCACGAAGCACAAGGCACCCAAGAAGAAGCGCAAGACCCUUAAUGCCGACGAUUCCGGCACCGAGAGCGAUGCCGGCUCGGACUCUGACUACGAGGUGGUCAAGAAGCCGGCGGCCAAGAAAAAGACCAAGGCGGCCGGAGGAGCAGGAACGGGACGUAAGAGCACCGGCUUCACACGAGCAUACAAUCUCUCACCGGAACUGAGCGCCCUCAUGGGUGAGUCCUCCCUGCCGCGCCACGAGGUGGUGAAGAAGGUGUGGGCCAUCAUCAAGGAGCGGGAUCUGUACGAUCCCAAGAACAAGCAGUUCGCCAUCUGCGACGACGAGCUGAUGAAGGUGAUGAAGAUCCGCCGGUUCCGCACCUUUGGCAUGCUGAAGCAUCUUAAGCCGCACUUUCUCGACUAGAUCCGCCCUCCGAUCCCCUCCAGAUGCAAAUAUAUGUGUACGCCUCUCAGCCAGCCUGGUUUACCAAUCCCCCUGUAACUUUCGGCUCCGCUUGGAUUUGUUUGUUCCGCAACCUUUGAUUAAGAUUUAGUUGACGCAUGUGUUUAGCAUUAACCUAAUUAGGACGGGUUUGAUAUGCACUUUACGGCAUUUUAAGAAGAGUUCAUGCCACAAGCGCAAGAUGAACGGGAAAAUUAUAUAAAAAACGAUUGUAAUACAUAACGUGUAUGAUUUUUUAUGACAAACUCGUGUAGUUUACAUUUUAUAAAGUAUCAAAGAAAAACAUAACAAGUUUAAGGCAAGUAUCGAGUAAUAAAAAGAGAAAUAGACGAGUGAUGCAUCUGAAAAAUA
Molecule: messenger RNA, 1336 nt
Organism: Drosophila teissieri
Lineage: Eukaryota; Metazoa; Arthropoda; Insecta; Diptera; Drosophilidae
Gene: Non2
Product: upstream activation factor subunit spp27
Exons: 2
Coding region: 212-946 (244 amino acids)
Cellular component (GO): nucleus
Source: RefSeq, a predicted model, not a curated record